This is a messenger RNA of Exophiala viscosa, 432 nucleotides long. RefSeq names its product Phox domain-containing protein. Gene Ontology annotation, biological process: endocytic recycling; late endosome to Golgi transport. Lineage: Eukaryota; Fungi; Ascomycota; Eurotiomycetes; Chaetothyriales; Herpotrichiellaceae. Bases 1 to 432 code for a protein of 143 amino acids. The transcript has 3 exons. The record is from RefSeq and is a predicted model, not a curated record. Gene Ontology annotation, cellular component: early endosome membrane; retromer complex. Gene Ontology annotation, molecular function: phosphatidylinositol-3-phosphate binding.
AUGCAGGCCCUUCCCGAGUCACGUCAACAGACGUUUGAAGAGAUCUAUGGCGCGCCCGAGAACUUCCUUGAAAUUGAGGUGAAGAACCCACAAACACAUGGCUCCUCGCCUCGGAACAUGUAUACCUCAUACGAGAUUCACACACGCACGAACAUACCCGCCUUCAAGCUGCGCCACUCCGUUGUGCGCCGCCGCUAUUCAGACUUCGAGUAUUUCCGAGAUAUCCUGGAACGAGAGAGCGCAAGAGUUACCAUACCUCCACUACCAGGGAAAGUGUUCACCAAUCGGUUCUCCGACGAUGUGAUUGAACACAGAAGGGAAGGUCUGCAACGAUUCCUCCAGAUUGUGGUAGGCCACCCGCUUCUACAAACAGGCAGCAAAGUGCUCGGGCCAUUUAUACAAGACCCCAAUUGGGACCGCAAUGCGUGGUAA